UGAACAGAAUCUCAACAUAUGGUACGAGUCCUUCCUGCCGGAGUCCGACGGCAGCUCCAUGCGAUUGCUUCACUCCUACAGUGAGGUCUUCAGCGGAUUCGCCGCAGAGCUGACGGAGGAGGAGGUGAAGAACAUGGAGAAGAAGGAGGGCUUCCUGCGCGCGCACCCGGAUCGUGUGGUGCCUCUUCUCACCACGCACACCCCCGCCUUCCUUGGUCUUAAACAAAACCAAGGAUUGUGGAAGGCUUCCAACCUCGGCAAGGGGGUUAUCAUUGGAGUCUUGGAUACCGGUUUGACGCCCAGUCACUCUUCUUUCGACGAUGAAGGGAUGCCGCCGCCGCCUGCCAAAUGGAAAGGCUCCUGCAGCUUCGAGAGCGGCUGCAACAACAAGCUCAUUGGUGCCAAGGACAUGAUCAGCGGUGGUUCUUCGAGUUCGCCCACCGACGAAGAAGGGCAUGGAACCCACACUGCAAGCACCGCCGCUGGUAACUUUGCGCGCAACGCGAGCGCAUUUGGAUUAGGCGGUGGCACUGCGGCCGGCAUGGCACCGCAUGCUCACCUCGCCAUCUACAAGGUGUGCAGCUCCCAAGGAUGCUCCCUUGCAGAUGUCCUAUCUGGCAUCGACGCUGGCGUUAAAGAUGGCGCGGACGUGCUCUCCCUCUCUCUAGGCGGCUCUUCGUUGUCACUUGCUGAGGACCCUCUCGCCAUCGGUUCCUUUGGUGCGACUGAGAAAGGGGUUUUUGUCAGCUGUGCCGGGGGUAACAGUGGACCAUCUCAGAGUUCCGUCUCCAAUGAGGCGCCUUGGAUCCUUACAGUGGCCGCAAGUACUACUGACAGAAGUUUCAGAGCCUCCAUUGAGCUCGGCGACGGUCAUAGUGUCAACGGCGAAUCUCUCGACCAGUUAGAAGCCCUUUCUGAAACCUCGCUUCCUUUAUACUUCUCCCAAGAUUCACCUGACUGCGGUUCCAUAAGCGGCGAUGCCAGCGGGAAGGUGGUCGUCUGCAAGGCCGGCCAGUCGCCGGCAGAUUUGGCCACCCGUGUUAAGGAUAGUGGUGGUGUUGCCCUGAUAUACAUCACCGAUGCCAGCCAAGGGUCCACCAAACUUGUCCGUCGAGUGGAGUUCCCUGCCGCUUUUGUUUCCGACAAGGACGGCGCGUCAAUUAUAUCGUAUGCAACUUCGACGUCCAAUCCCACAGCAUCAAUCUCGUUCGGUGGCGCGGUUCUUGGAGCUUCAGCCCCCUCCGUGGCUUUCUUCUCCUCUCGGGGCCCUUCUUUGGCGUGCCCGUCCAUCAUAAAGCCCGACAUUUCUGGACCUGGCGUCAACAUUCUUGCUGCGUGGUUGGACUCUGAAGGUACAGGUGAAAGUAAUUAUAACAUCAUUUCUGGUACGUCCAUGGCAACUCCUCAUCUCAGUGGUGUUGCUGCGCUCAUAAAAAGUGUGCACCCCAAGUGGUCGCCUGCGGCCAUCAAGUCGGCCAUCAUCACCACCUCUGACGAUAAAAUCGCAUCUGGGAAACCGAUCCGAGAUCAACAAGAGGAACCCGCGAGCUUCUUUGCAAUGGGCGCUGGACAUGUCAACCCAUCCAAAGCCGUUGAUCCGGGGCUCAUCUACGACCUCAAUACCGAUGACUAUAUUGCUUACAUCUGUGGCAAGUUCGGAGACUCCGGUGCAAGUGUUAUAGUUCGUGACAGAUCCGUAAACUGUGAUAAUGUCAAGAACAUCACGGAAGCAAAUCUCAACUAUCCCUCCAUUUUUGUUGCCCUACAGAGUGGGAGCAGCGUGACUGUGAAGAGAACGGUCACCAAUGUGGGGGCCGCAACCUCAAGCUAUAAGGUACAAGUCAACGUGCCCAAGUCCGUGUCUGUCACUGUUACUCCUCAAACCCUCAAGUUCUCCAAGGUGGAGGAGAAGAAAAGUUUCACUGUGACCGUAAAGUUGACCGGCAGUUCGAGCUCUGUUGAAGGAAAUCUGAAGUGGAUUUCGGAUAAGCAUGUGGUGAGAAGCCCCAUCGUCGUCUCCUCGUCUUGAUUCCAUUCACGAUUAGCAAGUUUAUGAUUUGCUACAAGAAAGAAAUUGUUUAUGUGCAACUAAGUCAUCGUGUAUUCCUUG
Musa acuminata AAA Group (dessert banana) is the source of this 2110-nucleotide messenger RNA. RefSeq names its product subtilisin-like protease. The coding region runs from base 59 to 2029 and encodes 656 amino acids. The transcript has a single exon. Gene Ontology annotation, molecular function: serine-type endopeptidase activity. Gene Ontology annotation, biological process: proteolysis. NCBI's taxonomy places the organism in Eukaryota, Viridiplantae, Streptophyta, Magnoliopsida, Zingiberales, Musaceae. The record is from RefSeq and is a predicted model, not a curated record.